GUAAUUCGAUAUGAUUAAAAAUAAAGAAAUCAUGGCAGUGCCUCUCGGUCUCGUAGAAUUCCACCGAUGUUUGAACACACUCACCGGAAUGGCACACAAAAGGCAAUUAUCGAGAUUUCGAGCAUUGAACCAACGCGAUCUGCCAGUCGCUGCAUCAUCGUUCAAGAUUCUCCCCACAAGGAAUUUGUCUAGGAACAAUUUCGCAACCCCUUGUCGUCGCCCAUUAUCGCAGUAUUCUUUGAGUGACAGGAGUUUUGCAAUGAACUUAUUUUCUAUUUGGCGAAUUCCUGCCAACUCCUGAGCUCCAGAUUCCCCGUCGCAUCCACCAUCAAACUGCGCGCAGCACCCGUCGCAUUCGCCCAUCAAGCAAACACCACGCGCAAAGCAGUGAACUAAAGAUGCCGCCAACCCGAAAGCGCUCCUCGCAGGAGCUAGGCUCUGGCAAUGCCCAGGGCUCAGCGCAGCCAUCCAUGCUACAUCGCAUCAGGAACAUGUGGCAAUUCGCCAACCUUUUUCAGUUCAUCCUGCUCUUCGGCCAAGCUCUCAAGCUCGACGAUAAUCUCGAUAUCGAAGAUCUUGAAGCAGAAUGCCUCAAACCGGGGGCCGUAGCGCUCCAAGAUAUCGGCCUUCGUCUCCUCAAGUUCCUCUCUUCGCACCGCGGCCUGACUCACGAGUUGUUCGACGAGUACACAAGAAGGCAGUUUCUUAGCAAAGCGCCGGAGAAAAACCCUUUCGGUUCUGCCGAGGUACCCGCCAAGUUUGCAGACUUCGACGUUUUCACCAAGAUUCGAGUACUUCACCAGAUGACGCAACUGAUCAUGGUGAACCCAGAGCGGUUACGGGAGAAAACCGAAGAGCAGAAGGACACCGACCAAACAAACUGGCGCAUCGAGCCUUACGGCUGGGACCGUCACGAUCGCACCUACUUCGUUCUCGAUGACAACCGCCUAUAUCGCCUAACCGAUGCCUGGCCGCCUCCCCCGAAACCUAAGAGCAACACGAAAAAGGCCAGAGCUGCACAACGGUCGAGCAAAAGACGGCGUGUUUCGUCCGGGGCCGCGAGCGAUGCUGAUGAUGCGCACGAUGAGGCUCCCGAUGCCGCCGAACAGGCCGAACCAGAAGAUGACGGUCUGGGGGGGAUGAAAUGGGAAUGCAUCGCUGUCACUCUUGAUGAAGUCCGCGAAUUUCUGUCAACCAUUCAGAAAUCCAAGGAUCCCAACGAGAAGACUCUGCGAGACCAAGUUCAAGAUCAUCUCCUCCCCAUCCUCGAGAAGCAGGAAGAAUCCAGAAAGAGGAAACAGCUGCAAAGGGAAAAGGAGCUUCUCAGCUUGGAAAAGAUGGCGUAUGCUAAGAGGUCAAGCCGGAUUGCGGGCAAAAUGGAACAGCAGAAGGUGGAGGAGCGAACCCGUGAAGAAGAACGGAAGAGAGUCGAUGAAGAAGCGGCCAGAAGGAAAGAAGAGCAGCAGCGGCUGAAAAUGGAGCGUGAGAGGGAUAGCCGACUGAUGUCGAGGGAACAACGACUUAAGGAACGAGAGGGUCGCCGCCGGCUACACGAGGAGGAGCUUGCUCAACUGUCCGAGGACAGCAAGGAGGCGAGCAAUGCCUCCGCUCGCAUGUCAGAGCGGCGACGAUUGGCGGAGAUCGAGAGGAACAAGAAGGCUCUACAAGAACUCGAAGAGGAAGAAGAUGACUGGAUCUUCGAUUGUGUUUGCGGGGUAUACGGCCAAAUCGACGACGGAACACACAGCGUGGCAUGCGAAAAGUGCAACACCUGGCAACAUAGUAAAUGCCUGGGCAUCGACGAACAGGAAGCAGAUCAGGAGGAUUUCCACUUCGUUUGCAACUCCUGCCGCCGGCGAGAGGAGACAGCAGAUGAUCCGCGCUCUCGAGUGAUCAAGCUCAAGGUCAAUCGCCAUGAGGCGCCUGAAUCUCCUGUCAGCAAACAGCCCGUCGAGGAAACCGCAGGGACAUCUCAAGGACCUCAAGCGCAGCUGGUCGUUGAUCUUCAGUCACGGCCAUCAAAUUCGCUCAGUGGCCCCGAGCCACUGCCUGCACCGGCGUUCCGAGCCGUACAGGCCACCGCAUCUGAUCUGCCUGAGCAAAAGAUAAACAGCAAUCCGGCGAACGAUAUCGUAACUGGCCCUGGUCAAAUCCAACAAUCACCAGUCAGUCAGGGGAGCAACCCCUUCUCGUCACCGCAUCCGAGUCUUUUGCCGCCAGGUCGACGACAGCCGGUCAAAUCCGACGCCCCCAAUCUGGCCGCAACCCUCCCGACCGGCGGUGACGAUGGAAAGACGGGAUCGGUUGCUAAAAUGGUUCUGUUGGACGGCGCUCUUUCAACACUGGCCGGAAGCGGGAGUGGCGGCUCUUCGCCAUCAAAGCAACCGCACCGUCCCCCUUCCCCACCAACAAAGACCUCUGCGCCUACUCCCGCGGCCUCGAACGGGCUAGCUUCCUCAUUUUCUGCGGAGAGUAUUAGCAGCAUGACAUCUGCGUCCCCGAUAGGUUUGCCACACCUCACCCCCGCUCAGUCCCGCGAUGCCAGAUCCGAUCAUGCCGCGUCCGGCUCCUCGCCACUGCCGCCCAUUAGCGGCGGCCUGUCACCCACGAAGCACUCGCCCCCCGCACCCAAACGCCAACAGCACGUCAACGGAGGGGUCAGCGGUGCCGCGACUCACCCCCCCUCAGCCGUGUUCCCGCCUGUGGCGGCCCUGUCUCCCUCCCCGCGGCAACAGGUAUUGACGCCUCCGGUCAAACCUGCGGAGCCGGUCCGUGUCCCCCCUCUGCAGCCGCCGCAAAGCACGCAGACGCCCAAGCCGGGUCCAUCAAGUUCCCCCCGGCCGGAUACCCAGUCAGGUUGAUCUGGACCGCGAAAUAAACUGAUUGGUCAAGCGAGAUGGUAUGAGUUGUUUCGGUUUUGGGAAGUUAAUGGUAUUGGUGGGCAGGCAUUCUUGCAUCCUACGGAAACAGGGUUUGGUUUUGGUUUUAAGGCAUAUUUUGCUUUGCAGGCGUGACAUGAGCAGGCGGGGCAAUCACAGCAUAUAGAUGAUAGACGAGUAGAGA
This is a messenger RNA of Chaetomium fimeti, 3063 nucleotides long. RefSeq lists its product as uncharacterized. The record is from RefSeq and is a predicted model, not a curated record. Lineage: Eukaryota; Fungi; Ascomycota; Sordariomycetes; Sordariales; Chaetomiaceae. The coding region runs from base 399 to 2861 and encodes 820 amino acids. The transcript has 6 exons. Gene Ontology annotation, biological process: regulation of DNA-templated transcription. Gene Ontology annotation, cellular component: RSF complex.